This is a messenger RNA of Cuscuta epithymum, 2742 nucleotides long. The record is from the annotation of a GenBank genome assembly. NCBI's taxonomy places the organism in Eukaryota, Viridiplantae, Streptophyta, Magnoliopsida, Solanales, Convolvulaceae.
GAAACACUGUUGAAAUAUGAACAGACAGCGAGCAUUUUCGUAAAGCACUUUUCUUCUCAGACCUUUCACUAUAAAACAGUGGCUACCCAUUUUCACAUGUGCAUGCUUGAAAAAAUGAAGGAUUAUUGUACAAUAUCCUCUUCUUCUUCUUCAUUUCUACCCAUUGUUUAUCUUUCUCUUCUCAUCAUCUGUCUCUCGGCACCGCCUCCUUCCGCCGCGGCCCGGCCGCGUUGCAACUCAAAUGACAAAAAGGCCCUCCUCCAAAUCAAGAAAGAUCUGGGCAAUCCCUAUCAUUUGGCCUCGUGGGACCCAACGACGGACUGCUGCAGCUGGUACGUCGUGAAAUGCGACCGACUCACCGGCCGCAUCACCGCCCUCACCGUCUUCCAGGCCGAUUUCGCCGGCCGAAUCCCGGCGUCCGUCGGCGGUCUCCCCUACCUCACGCAGCUGAUGUUUCAUCACGUUCCCAAUCUCACCGGAACCAUCCCGCCGUCCAUCACUAAGCUCACGCGCCUUACUUCUCUGGACAUUAGCUGGACGAGUCUCUCCGGCCAAAUCCCGGCGUUCCUGAGCCAGCUGAAGAACCUGACGUACCUCGACCUUUCCUUCAACAACUUCACCGGACCCAUCCCGGAAUCUCUCGGCGAGCUCCGGAAUCUCGGGGCACUCCACUUGGACAGGAACAAACUCACCGGACCCAUCCCGGAAUCCUUCGGGAAAUUCUCGCCGGCGCCGGAUCUGUACCUCUCCCACAACCAACUGACCGGAAAACUGCCGGCGUCCUUCGGGAAUCUUGACUUCGAGAGGAUAGAUCUGUCCCGGAACAGACUGGAAGGCGACGCGUCGAUCUUGUUCGGGAAAAGCAAGAACGCCCAGACAAUAGAUCUGUCGAGAAACGCGUUCCAGUUCGAUUUCUCCAAAGUGGAGGGGUUCUCGAAGAGCUUGAUCGCGCUGGAUCUGAACCACAACCAGAUCACAGGGACUCUGCCGGCGGCGCUGACGGCGGUAGAAAACCUGCAGCAGUUCAACGUGAGUUACAACAGACUGUGCGGCGAGAUUCCUAAAGGGAGGCUGCAGACGAGUUUCGACAAGUAUUCAUACUUCCACAACAAGUGCUUGUGCGGUUCUCCACUCCCGCCGUGUUAAUUGGCUUCUCCGGCCGGCCGGUUCAUCAGUUCUAAUAAUGGGGAAUGCUAUAGUACCCAUAAAAAUUGAGGGAAUAGCUCUGUGGCGAAGCCGCUUCAAUUUAAUUAAUCACUAUGCAUUGAAUGGCGUUUAGCCAUUAAUAAAUUUGUUUUAAAAUUAUGAUUGUGUUUGGAUAAAACAUGGUUCAUUGGAGCUUUUCCAGACUGUUAGGCUGUUCACUAGGAGGACAUGCCAGACCCUCUCAACGAAGUAAGGGUGUUGAUCAUCUUUCAAAGGAUUAGCAUAAAAAACACAUGCUGAUGUUAGUGUUACUACCGGGGAUAAAUCACAAAAACAAGGGCAGGGAAAGGUUAUUGAAGUUGUCACAAAAGAAGGAAUACCAUAGUACUUUUUAGCAAAACGAGUUAUUCAAGAGGGGGGAAUCUUUCAAAUCUUGGAGAAGAGGUGCUCAAGAAGGAGGUUACGACACCACGUAAAGAAACUCUUCCCAAAUCUUAUGAGAAAAUGGUGUUCAUAAAAGAAGUCAUGACACUCUCGGCCGAUUAUAGAGUAUUGGAAGUAUCUAAGGAGUUUACAUUAGAGCUUAGCUAAUGGAUAACAAACCAAAAGUUGAGAAAUUGAUAUCCUAUGAAACUCUGGAUAUCAGAGGGUAUACGUAUAUGGGUACAAUAGGGGUGAGUAAAUUGAGAUACUUCUGGGUUAUGAUUCAGAAUAAGAGAUUGUCAAGGAUCAUUCGGUUCUUACUAUCAGUGCGCUGCUUCAAGCAAGUGUUAAAAUAACUGAUGAAGCAAAAUAGAAAAUGUUGGAUCUACGCACCGGCUCAGACCUCAAUCACCAAAAGCCCAAAGGCUCGCUCAGCAUUCACCACCAAGGUUGCAAAAGGGAAACUGAAGGGCAACAGUCAACUACACUCAGAGUUUAAGAGCCCAACCACCCAGACCACACCAACGGGAAUCUCACCGGAGGAGAUAACCCCCCAAACUACCAGACCAGAGUGAAGACCCCAGUAGGAACCCCAAGGUCUCACCGGAGUAUAGCCGGAGCUAAUACUCAGAGAGAACCGAUACUCUCUCACUCUAGGAAAGGGGCAACGCACAGAGAAGCUCAUCGGGUAGAGAGAAAGGGGAAGGGAUCAAAUAGGGGGUUCUGGAAGCAACCAGACAAUUUAAGCAAAGGGCCACAAAGGGGUCACGGGCUAGGUAUGGACAAAAGGGGCGAGUGGGCUGAGUCAGGCAGACAGCCCAAGUUGGGCCAGAGUAAUUAAUAGGAGACCAGCCUAUUAAUUGAAGUGGACCAAGAGGCAACACGGGUGAAGUAAGGCCAAAGGAAGAGGUGGACCAAUACCAUCAACAAUCUCCACCUUAUUGGUCCCCCUGGUGGUGUAGAGCACAACUGUGAAUGGGAGUAUCAUCAUCGCCGGUUUUUCUUGUUUUAAUCUGUUCUCAUCAGCCACAAUCUAAGUUAAGAAUACGUUUACAAGAAAACAGUUUUUCAAAAGUGAGACAUUUAGUCCCCAUAUCAGCAGGAUUGAAUUCAGAAGCUAUUUUGCAUAGCUUGAUCCCUCCUUUAUCGACAAUGUCCCUGAUGAAGUGGAAC